Molecule: messenger RNA, 909 nt
Organism: Phytophthora sojae
Lineage: Eukaryota; Oomycota; Peronosporomycetes; Peronosporales; Peronosporaceae
Exons: 2
Coding region: 1-909 (302 amino acids)
Cellular component (GO): nucleus
Molecular function (GO): DNA binding
Source: RefSeq, a predicted model, not a curated record
AUGUCACAAGCAGCGCUCACAGCGUGGACAAAAGUACACUACAAACUCAAGCGCGCACCGGCCCAGUCGACCGUGUCCGACAUACUCAAGAAGGCUGCGUUGAUCAUGAGCAAGGACUACGGCAAUGGCAACCGCCGCAAGCCCCUGAAGGUGACCUCGGCGGCGCUGGAGGCGCGACUGUGGGCGUGGAUUCAAGCGGUGGAGGCCCAGAACGUCUGUCUGUCCCGCGAGCGGAUAAGGAUGAAAGCGAUCGACAUUCAGCGUGAGCUGUGCGACGCAUGGGACCUGGGAUUUUGCGACGGCUGGCUCACUGCAUUUGAACAUAGGCAUCGCCUUCGCUACCGCAAUCGACCCGGCGAGUCUGGAUCCGCUGAUCCAGCUGCUGUAGCUCAAGGUCGUCAACGACUCCAAGAAAUCACGGAUCUCUACCCUGCAAAGGACAUCUACAAUAUGGACGAGACGGGGCUUUGCUACGCAAUGGCCCCAGCUCGGUCUAUUUGUACGAAGCGGGCGCGAGGAGUCAAGAAGAAGAAGACCCGUAUUACGCUUGCUCUCACGGUGAACGCUGACGGCACGGACGCACUACCGCCGUUGUUCCUGGGACCGAUAUUCCGAGAAUGGCUACACAAUCUGGAUCGGGACAUGCGAGCGGCAGGGCGUCAUAUCUUGCUGCUGCUAGAUAACGCGUCUUCUCAUAAGACCGGCGAUCUGGUGUGUACAAACAUUCGCGUGGAGUUCGUACCCCCGAAUACUACUACCUACUUGCAACCUAUGGACGCCGGCAUCAUUGCACUGUUCAAGCGGGCGUACAGGAGAAGGCAGAUUCUCUGGGUGUCCGAAAAGAUCAAGGACGUGAAGAAGCUGAAGAAGGAGCCCUACGCGGUCGAUCAGUUGCAAGCUAUGCGGUGA